CUCAUUCCCAAGGGCACUGCAUCCACAGGUGCCACUGUGGAGCUUUGUCUGUUACUCUUAUUUUUAAUCUAUCGCCAUCUACCAGCUGUACCUCUUCACGUCUCCCUGGCGCUCCCACAGCCUUUAUGUCCCGCUUUUUCACCUUACCCAUAACCUGUACCAUUUAAACUGUCCUGCUGCUUUUUAACACCCCGGGUUUCUUCUGUUUACACAUCCACAGACCAGUGCUUCCAUUUCUUUAUUCAUACUAUUGGCCGGCAGCUGUGUCUUUCUUUCUUUGUAGUUAUCGCUCUGCCAGUACAUUUAUCUGUGUUGUUAUUUCUGGUACUAUCAUCCCCCCCACCGACCCCCACCCAUUUCUCCGCCUGUCUGAGCUGGAGACAUUUCCAGGGGAUUCCUGUAACUAAGGAACUGCCACCCAGCUUGCAAACAACUCCAUGACGUCACAUCACAAUGCACUUUUCUUUAAAGAGCAUCUGCGUCUCUAUCUAUCACGGUGGAGCACUAUAAGGAGCAGCUGUCGCGCAGCCCCUGGGACUGACAGGUCCAUGUGUGGGGAGAUGGAGGUUGCACUUGUCAAUUUCGACAACUCGGACCAAGUGGUAUCAGAUCCUCGCUAUGCAAAUAACCUCACCUCUGAUCGUCAGCAGCAGCACCAGCAAAUGAGUGGACGCCCCACUUGUGCCAGCCUGCUCACCAACUGGAAACUUCUAGUAAAUAAUGAGAACUCCAACAACGAAACAGUCUUCUCUAGGUUCACCAAGGAGUGCAAUGACUCUUUCGGAAUGGACCCGCUGGGCAUUGAAGAGGGGGAUCAGCGGGUGAUCAUUAAUAUAGCUGGACUGAGGUUCGAGACGCAACUCAAGACCCUGAAUGAGUUCCCCGACACCUUGCUCGGUGAUCCUCAGAAGCGAAUGCAAUACUUUGACUCUAUGAGGAAUGAGUACUUUUUUGACAGAAACAGACCCAGUUUUGAUGGAAUAUUAUAUUACUACCAAUCGGGGGGGAAAAUUCGACGGCCGGCGAAUGUGCCUAUUGAUGUCUUUGCGGACGAGAUUUUGUUUUAUGAACUGGGCAGUGACGCAAUGGAACAGUUUCGAGAAGAUGAAGGUUUUAUCAAAGACCCGGAGAUCCCUUUGCCCACCCACGAUAUCCAGAGACAGUUCUGGCUUCUCUUCGAGUACCCCGAAAGUUCCAGUGCGGCCAGGGCUGUAGCCUUAGUGUCUGUAUUUGUUAUUGUGGUUUCUAUUAUUAUUUUUUGCCUUGAAACUCUUCCGGAAUUUAGAGAAGAGCGUGAGUUUCUGCCCAUAGAAACCACUGGAAACGCCACCCAGGAAGCUGGUGGCCCCAGCACCUUCACGGACCCAUUUUUCGUCAUCGAGACUGCUUGCAUAGUCUGGUUUUUCUUUGAGCUGAUGAUCAGGUUCUUUGUGUGCCCCAGCAAGCAGGAGUUUUUCAGGAAUAUUAUGAACAUCAUAGACAUUGUGUCCAUCAUCCCUUACUUCGUCACCCUCAUCACAGAACUUAUCAAACAGCAGGCGCCCAACGGGCAGCAGACUAUGUCCCUGGCCAUACUAAGGAUCAUCAGGCUGGUCCGGGUGUUCAGAAUCUUUAAACUUUCUAGGCAUUCGAAGGGGCUUCAAAUUUUAGGACAGACUCUCAAAGCCAGUAUGAGAGAACUGGGAUUGCUGAUUUUUUUUCUCUUUAUCGGUGUUAUUCUCUUUUCCAGUGCUGUGUACUUUGCUGAGGUGGAUGAACCCAAGUCUCAGUUCACCAGCAUCCCCGAUGGCUUCUGGUGGGCGGUUGUGACAAUGACUACAGUGGGCUAUGGGGACAUGUGCCCUAUCACUUUGGGGGGCAAAAUGGUGGGCACUCUCUGUGCCAUAGCUGGGGUGCUAACCAUUGCCCUUCCAGUUCCAGUCAUAGUGUCAAACUUUAAUUACUUUUAUCACAGAGAAACGGAGCAGGAGGAAAGGCAAGUCCUGCCGGAAGACUUGGAGAAGGGGAAUGACGGAGGGGUUGCCAAAAGUGGCAGUACGUUAUCUCUGAACAAACUGAAUGGAGCCUGUAACCACAAACCCAAAAAUGGCAAAACAUGAUGCUCCUUCGAGGAAGCAAAUUUCACCUACUGCCUUUGCUAUGACAAUCGGAUCAGUACCCGUAUCAUUUUAGAUGGUCCUUCGUCUUGGGUUACAUCUUUUUUCCAGCAACCAGACUCCCCCAUCAUCGGUCUCUUUACAAAAAGUUUAUGCACAAUGAAUUAACCAUCUAUGUUUAUAUAUCUUUCUCAACUGGGGAAACUUUGAUGAUACAGCAGGUCUGCAUUUGCAGAUACAAAUAUGUAGCGAUUCUAGCGUAUAACUAUUUCAUCUAGCAGAUACUAAAGAUUCAAAGUAUUUCUUGGACAAGCCAUUUCUUUCCCUAAAUGACGAUGACCGUUUUUUUAUCUUUUGGGCUACUGAACAAACCUCACACCAGUGUGCCUAAGGCAUAGUUAAUCCAGAUCACUGGCUGUGUGGUUAUUUAGGUAUUAAUAUUAAGAAUUCACCGAAUAUGUUGUAUUUGCACUUCAACACAGCACAUACGUGCUCUUGGAACCUUUAGAUGAGCAGGCUUGUCUUAAACCAUUUCAACGUGCAUUUAUGUGGUCUGCUGUGUAAAGCAGUAUAUGUAAGGAUUGCACUGUAGCACCAUCGGUAUUUAAAUAGAGCUCUAGUUACAAUGACUCACCAAAGUAUGAAGAACCUCUUUUCAGUUCAAGUGUUGUACUAUGUAAGUGAUGAGGUAUUGUUUACAGACCAUUCAAAGAUGCUGUUUCCAAUGGUGCCUAAAAGCACUCAGAUGUCUUAAUGUAAAUGUUUAUGUUUUCAUAAGAGAAUAAAAUUAUUUUAAGUUAUUUUCAAUUCUCAGUUAAAAAACACACACACAGUUAUUUAAAAGCAGUCUUUGAUAUCUGUGUAUUAAGUGAUUGGUAGUUGCUCUCAAGAGUCUGUGGUAGAAGUUAGGGGUUGGGGUGGGGAGUGUUCUGUAGCAGUGUCAUGUACUAACAUGCAAUAGGAUUGCUUUUAAAAGUAUAAAGCAAUAAUCCAACUAUGCUUAGAAAUGUAGUAGCCCCAGUUACCCCAAAGUAGGUUAUUUAUAUGUGCUAGUAUCCUGAAGAAUGUGAACACUGGACCUCAUUUUUUUUUUGGAAAAUAACUUGACAGUCAUACAUUUCAAGUAAUGUUUUGGUAUACUGUAUUUCUGCCGCUGUAAGACUUAAACGUGUUCUUUUUUUCUCUUACCCAUUAAAAGCAGCAUUUAUCAUUUUAGUAAUAAAAUAUUCAUUUUAAUAAGGA
Protopterus annectens (West African lungfish) is the source of this 3338-nucleotide messenger RNA. RefSeq names its product potassium voltage-gated channel subfamily A member 10 (gene KCNA10). Gene Ontology annotation, biological process: protein homooligomerization; potassium ion transmembrane transport. The record is from RefSeq and is a predicted model, not a curated record. Gene Ontology annotation, cellular component: voltage-gated potassium channel complex; membrane. The coding region runs from base 438 to 2099 and encodes 553 amino acids. Lineage: Eukaryota; Metazoa; Chordata; Ceratodontiformes; Protopteridae. Gene Ontology annotation, molecular function: delayed rectifier potassium channel activity; protein binding. The transcript has 2 exons.